This is a messenger RNA of Asterias rubens (European starfish), 1695 nucleotides long. RefSeq names its product caveolin-1-like. The transcript is spliced from 4 exons. The record is from RefSeq and is a predicted model, not a curated record. Gene Ontology annotation, cellular component: caveola. Gene Ontology annotation, molecular function: molecular adaptor activity. Gene Ontology annotation, biological process: caveola assembly. NCBI's taxonomy places the organism in Eukaryota, Metazoa, Echinodermata, Asteroidea, Forcipulatida, Asteriidae. Bases 107 to 619 code for a protein of 170 amino acids.
CUGAUCGAACCACAGUCACACAAAGGUUCCGAGCGGGCAACCCAGCGUCAGAUCAAGCAACGGUGCCACGAUAAUUCCGCGUGCAACAUCACUCAUCAGUAUCGACAUGGCCGACAAAGACAGCGACGCUAAGCCAGGUCUGGCGAUCGAGACCGACGGGGCAAAACUUGCAGACAUAGAGACCUCGGUUGAAUCUGACAUCUACGAUAUGGGACCUCAAUUAAAGCUGGAAUAUGACGAUGUUUUCGCUGCACCAGAUGACUACAACAUAUUCACGUCCAUCACUGACAUCAACAGAAAGAUCUUCAAUAAGACACAGGUUGUAGUCUACAGCCUCUUCAGUAUCAUCCUAGGAGUCAUCCUAUCUUUCAUCUGGGCAAUAAUCUUCGGUCUACUCAAUGUGAUCUCCAUCUACGUCUUGCAACCCGCCUCUAAGGUGUUCUUCAUCCUCCUACGUGUUGCAGGAAUGAUCUUCAAGGCGCUGAUCGGCUCCUUCUGCGACCCGUUCUACCGCUCAUUCGCUCUCAUUUUGUCACGUAUCAACGUGGCUGCCCUGACCGCCACGGAGGCAAGGCCCGUUGGCAUGAGAAUCCACAAUUCAAAUCUUCAAAUUGUCUAAGGCCUUGACAGUUGUCGCAAGAGGCACAUUUUGCAGGCAACUAGGAGGCAACCAGCUGCAGUGCCUUAGGUACGAAAUGCCGAAGUCACCUCGUAGCUUGCACAAGGUAUUAUACGAAGUAUCCUGACAUCCACUAUACAGGGCCACUUCCGCAGCACAUGAGUAACUUGUCAAACAAUGUCUUGCGAUCCCAAUACGAAAUCGUGAUUACAUAUAUAUUCAAAGAUGAAUGCCUUUUCUUUGAGAUUGCAUGGAACCGGUUGCCUGUAAACUGCCUCAUGUGACACGACCCUAACUCCAAAGUCCGUUUUCAGUGAAUUUUGAAACUCGCUUUGGUAUUUUUUUUUUAGAAAAAAAAGAAAUUUUUAAGAAUGUUUUUUUUUUAACAUUAAAACCUACAAGUGUUAUUUUUAUGCGGGUUAUUAUUAAUUAAACGUAAUUUAAAUUAUAUUCAACGUGUACCUUCAGCCGACUGAUUUCUUUGCUCAUGAAAUAGUACAAAGAUGCGAAGCUUGACGCUAGGUGGCAGCAGACAUGAGAAAACAAUCUCCACAAGUUUUGAGCAUGCGGGUCUCCGAGCUCUGACGUUCACACUUAGAGGCAAGGGGACCAGUCUAAACCAAUUUUGAACCAAUUUUAUCUGUCCAUUUUUAAAUAUUACCACUGUACAUGUACAUUAUACCCCACAUAAAAACUUUAUUAAAAAAUAAAUAAAUAAUACACCCUUUAUACUAAACAAAAUUAAUAGCCUCCACCGCAGUCAACUCAUUUCUUCAAUAAUCCGAAACUAUAUGUGCUUCUUGUAAUAACUAAGACACAUUUUGUUGAUUGUUAAAGGUUUAUUUGAUAGGCAUUACGGAUUGUAUAUAAUUUUAUAUACCAGCACGCAUUUUGUAAUAAAUUAUGUCUUAACAUUUUUUUAAACUAUUUAUAUUAUAACUAACCCCCUUGUUGUAUCUCUUAAUUAUUCUGAACUGUUACAAUAAUAUCAACCAAUGUUGAAGCAAUGGCAUCGUUUUUAUUAUUAUUAAACUAUUACAAAAAGAAUGUACAUGUAUAGUAUUCCAACAAACAAG